Molecule: messenger RNA, 2756 nt
Organism: Grammomys surdaster
Lineage: Eukaryota; Metazoa; Chordata; Mammalia; Rodentia; Muridae
Gene: Adgrf1
Product: adhesion G protein-coupled receptor F1
Exons: 15
Coding region: 1-2733 (910 amino acids)
Biological process (GO): adenylate cyclase-activating G protein-coupled receptor signaling pathway; cell surface receptor signaling pathway; synapse assembly
Cellular component (GO): plasma membrane
Molecular function (GO): G protein-coupled receptor activity
Source: RefSeq, a predicted model, not a curated record
AUGAGAGUUGGACUUCUGUGGCUCAUCCCUCUCUUCACACUCAUGGAAGGCACCAAUGGCUUCCUGCAGCAAAAAUAUGAUGGCCGCAGAACAAAAAGAGAAGGAGAUGUCAAUGUGGUUGAGAAAAGGCAUCCAGUCCAGGAGUAUGAAGUACUGCUUCAGAUGACGUACAGAGAUCCAGAGGAGAAGGGAAAACUGAAGAAAUUUCUGAAGCUCUUGAAAUCUCGGUCGCUGAGCUUACAUGGUCCCAGCAGGAUCAUCAGAGUGAAGGCUACCACAUACUGCAGAAACGGAAAGGAGUUCCUGGAGUGUGCCUGCGAAGACAGCUAUAUGUGGUUUCCUCCAUCCUGCCUUGAUCCCCAGAGCUGCUACCUUCACACAACCGGACAUCUGCCAAGCUGUAAUUGUUCCCCUGGAGGCCUCAGGCAGAGCGUUAAUUUUUGUGAGAGAGCAAAGGUUUGGGGCACUUUUGAAAUUGACGAAAAAUUUCCUGAAGACCUUUGGAAUUCAUCAUCUGAUGUAUAUGCCCACUACGCAACUGGAAUUGAAAAUCAACUCAAAGAAGCAUACAGAAGAGUCCAUGGUUUUGAGUCAGUUCAGGUCACUCAAUUUCGAAAGGGAAGCAUCGUUGUUGGCUAUGAAGUGACUGGCUCCACCAGCCCUGCUGAACUCCUUUCUGCUAUUGAACAGCAGGCUGACAGGGCACAGGCGGCCCUGAGAAGGCAGUUUCCAGUCAAACAUGGCUCUUUUCGAGUGUUUGGGAAAGCUCAAUGUAAUAGCAUCUCCUUUGGAUUUGGGUCAGAGAAUGAUGAAUAUACUCUACCCUGCAGCAGUGGCUUCAUAGGAAGCAUGACGGUCAGGUGCCAGUCCUCUGGGUGGCAGAUCACCAGCGAGUCCUGUGUGCUCUCUCAGCUUGAAGAACUGAAGAAGGAGCUCAGUAUGAUUACAGGCAAGAUCACAGAGGCAGGUGUGGCAUCUUUGGUGCAAAAUCUUUCCACCAUCAUUAUAGAAAGCCCAUCCACCACAGUCGGGAACCUGGGCACAGUGGUGUCACUUCUGAGCAACAUUUCAUCCCUGUCACUGGCAAAUUCUUUAACUGUGUCCAAUUUGACACUGAAGGACGUCAUCAACAUAGCUGAUCGUAUCCUGGAUUCAGCCUCCAUUACGAACUGGACAAUUCUAUUACAAGAAGCAAAGGGCGCCAGCUCCCAGCUACUAGAGACGCUGGAAAACAUCAGUACUCUCAUCCCUUCCACGGCUCUACCUCUUAACUUUUCUGGAAAAUUCAUUGACUGGAUAGGGAUUCCAGUGACCCAAGUCCAGAGCACACAGGGCUACAACUAUCAGAUUGAAAUAAAACCAAAUGCCUCUCUGCCUAUCCGAGGCCACGUGCUUAUUGAACCAGAGCAAUUCCAGAAAUCACAUCCGAAGACUAUUAUCAGCAUGGCCUCAUUGACCUUUGGGAACAUUCUACCCAUUACCCAGAGAGGAAAUGAACGGGUCAAUGGUCCUGUGAUAUCUACACUUAUCCAAAACUAUUCCAUCAGUGAAGUUUUUCUGAACUUUUCCAAAAUAAAUGGAAACCUGAGCCAGCCUCACUGUGUGUUUUGGGACUUUAGCCGCUUGCAAUGGAGCAAUGCGGGCUGCCAACUAGUUAAUGAAACUCCAGACACAGUACUGUGCCGAUGUAGUCACCUGACCUCCUUCUCCAUGCUCAUGUCACCCUUUGUUCCCUCUUCAGUUGUCCCUGUGGUAAAAUGGAUCACGUACAUAGGGCUGGGCAUCUCUAUUGCAAGUCUAAUCUUAUGCCUGAUCAUCGAGUCUCUGUUUUGGAAACAGACCAAGAGAAACCAAACCUCCUACACACGCAACAUUUGCCUGGUGAACAUCGCCCUCUCGCUCCUCAUUGCUGAUGUUUGGUUUAUCAUUUCUGGCUCUGUGGACACCUCUGUGAGCCCUUCCGGAGUCUGUGUGGCUGCGGUGUUCUUCACCCACUUUUUCUACCUUGCCGUGUUCUUCUGGAUGCUUGUACUUGGCAUCCUGCUGGCUUAUCGACUCAUUCUUGUGUUUCAUCACAUGGCAGUGCCUACCAUGAUGGCUGUUGGCUUCUGCCUAGGCUAUGGGUGCCCUCUCCUUAUAUCCAUCAUCACCAUUGCCAUCACCCAACCUAGCAAUAGCUACAAAAGGAACGAUGUGUGUUGGCUUAAUUGGUCUGACAAGAGCAAACCUCUCUUGGCGUUCGUUGUUCCCGCGUUGACUAUCGUGGCUGUGAACUUGGUUGUGGUGCUGCUGGUCCUCAGAAAGCUUUGGAGGCCAGCAAUUGGAGAAAGAGUGAAUCAGGAUGACAAGGCCACUGCCAUCCGCAUGGGAAAGAGCCUUCUUGUGCUAACCCCACUGCUCGGGCUCACCUGGGGCUUCGGCAUAGGAACAAUGGUGGACAACCAGAAUCUGGCUUGGCAUGUUCUUUUCGCUUUACUCAAUGCUUUCCAGGGAUUUUUCAUCUUCUGUUUUGGAAUUCUCUUGGAUAACAAGCUGCGGCAACUUCUAUCCAACAAGUUGACUCCAUUAAGCUCAUGGAAGCAAACAUCAAAGCAAAACUCCUCAGCUAUAGUUACCAAGCCUAAAUGCUUAAGACCUUUCAACAUACUACAGCACAGAGGCAUGUAUGCACUUUCUCAUACUGGAGAUUCGUCCAGCGACAUCACAUUAACUCAGUUUUUAUCAACCGAAUAAAGCCACGAGUCACGAUAAAGGGC